This is a messenger RNA of Ostrea edulis (European flat oyster), 5419 nucleotides long. RefSeq lists its product as uncharacterized. The coding region runs from base 350 to 4627 and encodes 1425 amino acids. Lineage: Eukaryota; Metazoa; Mollusca; Bivalvia; Ostreida; Ostreidae. The record is from RefSeq and is a predicted model, not a curated record. Gene Ontology annotation, molecular function: protein binding. The transcript is spliced from 6 exons.
GACUAUGGAUAACUCCGUUUACCUGAUCAGGAUAUAGGGCUCACGGCGGGUGUGACCGGUCAACAGGGGAUGCUUACUCCUCCUAGGCACCUGAUCCCACCUCUGGUGUGUCCAGGGGUCCGUGUUUGCCCAGCUAUCUAUUUUGUAUUGCUUAUAGGAGUUAUGAGAUUGAUCACUGUUCGUUAUCUUCACAUUUCAUACAAUUAAUGCUAAGAAUUCAUAUAAACGAAUUCAUGCAAUUUUUCAGGUUGAGAAUGGACACUAGACAUGACAACGGGAUUAAAGAACAAGUGUUAUUAUCAUAAGACAUGGCAACGGGAUUAAAGAACAAGUGUUAUUAUCAUAAGACAUGGCAACGGGAUUAAAGAACAAGUGUGAUGAAGAUACAGAAUUUUGCGUCACAUUAAGACCAGAAUACGUUGCGAUUGGACAUGGCGGAACUAUUAAACUCGAUGGAGAAAUUUUGCCUCAGAGAGCCGAUUAUGAAAUCAAAUGGUACAAAGAUCUUGGAGAUGGCCCUGAAUUGAUCGACACUGGACAAAUAAAGUACGCUGGUACUAGUGAUUCUGAACUCGUGAUCAACAGAGUGGAAGAAAAUGAUGCAUGUGACUAUCAUAUGGAAGUUUCACUGGAAAAGAAGACGUCUUGUAGCAAGAAGUCAGUUGUGCACCUAUUUGGUCAUAAGCACAGGAACAUCUUGACAGUAGAGGAAAAUAACUUUGUAAGAUUUGUUCUCCUUAUAAAAAUAAGCGAGGACGCUCUUACAAUUUUAUUUGACAAACUUAUCCCUCCAUCAACUUUAAACAACCAUCUUCUCCAGUAUGAGAAUAAGCUUGCAAAGAAGUGCACAGAAGAACAAUACAACAUAUUGUUUCCAGAUACCGGGACUAAAGUAUCCUCUGCAGAUUUCGAUACAACAUUGAUAUACAAGCUAAUACGGAAUACGUGCAGUCAGAGUAACAGGAAAAAUGGUAUUAGAAAUCCAAAAAAUGGUUGGGGCAAUGAUCCAGAUAAGAAAAGUAUUCGUAUUGGAGAUGAUCUUGAAAGAAUACGGUUUCAUAGGAAUUUUACUUUCCAUAAGAAAAGAUGGCUUUCAUUAGAAGAAUUUGACGAGAAAUGGAACGAUUUAUCGGAGGCUAUUCAUAGAAUAUGCGACAGAAAACUAGACGAUGAAGUUGCAAAACUUAAAGUAAAACAUUUAGAUAUUGGAGUGGACCUUGUACAGAGUUUUGAAGACACUGAUCAAUUGGAAUAUGAAAAAUGGAAAGACGAAGACAAUGUUUUCAUAAAAACGCGGGCUUAUUAUGAAGCAAUGCUACGCAUCCGAACCACAAAAUGUGUUGCAAUUAUCGGGGGUCCGGGUGCAGGGAAAGUCACAACCGCCAGGCACUGCGCCUUAGUUCUUCAGGAGGAAGGUUGGAAAAUAAUUGCAGUGUCAUGCGUAAAACAAAUCCGGCAGCAAAUGCGCAAUUCACAAAACCAUGUAUAUGUCAUUGAAAAUCCUAUUGGUAGAUACAAAUUGAACCACGAUGAGUGCGAGAACUUAAAAGAAGAUGAAUCAUUUUUGGAGAGCAUAUUGAGUAGCACCAAAGGGAAAAUAAAAUUAAUAUUUACCGCAAGAAGAAGUAUUUAUAGAGAGGCACAAUGUUUAAAGUUUUUCAUUUUUCAAGACAAAUACAUCGUAGAUUUAGAAUCAAAGGAAUUCCAGUUGAACAGUGAAGAAAUGCAGAAAAUGUUUGCUCGACAUUGUUUUACACAGAAGGUUGAUCCACAAUUCAUGAAUUUGAAAUUCCAAUCUUCGGAAACCGAUGCUCCUCGACUGCGAGGAAAAGCUAUUUCAACUAAAGAAUUAAGAGGAAUACCUUCGAAUAUACCUAAAAGUAUUGAAUUAGAUCUAAACGAAUACCCAAUGUUUCCAUUGCUUUGUCGGAUAUUUGCAAGGAACUCCUUAAUUCAGAAACACGGUAUUACGUUUUUCAAAGAACCUUGCGAUACUUUGAUAAAGCAGCUUGAAGAAAUGUGCCUAUUUGAAAAGGAAAAGUACUGUGCGUUAGUCUUGUGCAUGUUAGGUGGAAAUGUUGUAACAGAGGAGACAUACGAAAAUCAGGAACUUUUGCGAGAUAUCUUUAAAGUUUGUGGUGAAAUUCCAAUUAGAAAACUUCAAGAGGCAUAUGUACAAAUGCAAGGAACAUUUAUUGUACAUACUGACUAUGGUUUUUCUAUAAGCUCAGAUAUUCUGUUUGAAGUUUUGGCAUGUAAACAUGCAUCGGAGAAUCCUAGGCAUCUGUUGAAAUAUAUGAAUAGCAAAUUCAUUUCAAGUCAUUCGUAUUUCAGCAGGCCAACAAUUCACAACAAUCGAGCUUUAAGUAUACUUUUGCCACGUACAUUAUUAUUGUUUACUGAAUUGUCGGAAAGGCUUUAUUCCGAUUUGCAACAGAAAAAAUAUCGAGAAUCGUUUGAUAAUGAAUGCAUGAAAGAUACGGACUUUCAGUGCUUCUUUGCAGAUUUUCUUAACAAGAUUGACUGCGGUGACAUUUUUGAAAUCUUCCUAAAGCCCUUAUCGCAUUGUGAUGAUUAUUUCUCUAUAAAGUCUUCAAUGGUUGAAGAAUUGACUAAAGUUGAUAUUUACAAAUCUGCCUUCCUGGUUAAUCAACAAUUUGAUGGGAGUGCUUGGGUGCAAAGUGCGAGAGGAAUCAAUUGGGUCAUUGGAUAUGGCCAUUGUGACGUUCUUCUGACCAUAGUGAAAAAAUCAGAAGAAUAUUUGUCAUCAAAUAAAGGCAUAUUUGGCUUUGAUACAAAAGAACAGACUCGAAUGUUAAUAUUAGGAUGCUACAGUAAAAAUAUAAGUGUGGUAGAAGUUCUCUUAAAAUAUGUAGAUCGGUGCUGCAUUGACAGUGAAUACGAAGGCACCUACACGCCACUAAUUGCUGCAUGCCAGACUGGAAAGGAGGAUAUAGUAGAAUGUCUUAUAUUAGCAGGCGCCGAUGUUAAUAGAGCCAGCACAAGUUAUUACAACGUCCUCAGAACCCCCCUCAUUGUUGUAGUAGAAAACAACCACUUACAUCUGAUGAAACUGCUUCUAAAAUAUAACGCCGACCUAAAUAAAUGCAAUUUUGAAAUGGAAUCUCCGUAUAAUAUAGCUUGCAGAUUAGGCAACUCCUCCAUUGCAGAUUUAUUAAGGGCAAACGAUGCUGAUGUUGAUACUACACCAUUAGUUAGAGCCAUAAGGAACUCACGACGAAAUGCCAUCAAAUUGUUGCUAAACAGAACAGAUUUGAUUAACAAAGCUGACUCUUCCGGAAUGACGCCUCUCCAUUGGGCUGUGCAUUGUAACGAUCUGGUCUCAGUUGAGCAACUGAUCAGUAGUGGCGCUCAAUUGAUCAUGGAUGAUAAGGGUUUUACUCCAUUUGAUAUGGCUUGUUGUAGCGGUUUUUCAUCUGCUGUAGAGGUUUUCUAUAAGACGAGAGACUGGCAUAGAAGAAUCGAAAAGGUCCCUUUACAGACACCAGUGUUAAAUGAAUUGAUAAAGGCUAGGAAUUUGCCAGUAAUCAAGUACUUGCUAUAUCACGGGGCGGACCCAAACCAUAUCAAUGAAGGUGAAUUGCCCCUUUGUGUUGCAUGUGCAUGGGGAAAUGUGUUUAUUGUUAACUGUUUGCUUAAUUACUCUGCCAAUGUGAAUGAAUGUGACAAUGUAUAUGGUUCUCCUUUACAUGCAGCAGCACAAAACGGACGUUUGACUGUUACAGGUGUAUUAUUGCGAAAAGGUGCAUGUUCAGAUGUAUUGUACAACGGAUCAUCGCCCUUACACAUUGCGACCAAAUAUGGAUAUUUUGACGUUGUUCGAUGUUUAGUUGAAAAUGGGAGUAACGUAAACUCAAAAGAUGAUAGAAACUUCACAGCUUUUCAUCAUGCUGUGAAUGAAAAUCAUUUAGACAUUGCAAAGUACUUAGUUCAAGAAGGCACCGAUAUUGAUUUUUCCGACACCCAAGAAGAUUUGUUAUUCAAAUUAUUGAAAAACUAUGAUGUAUUAAUGUGUCUUAUUAGGCAUGGUGGAAUUGUGCAGAAAGCUGUUGCAGGAAAUCGACUCGAUAUAAUUAAACUUUUAGUCGAGAACAUAUCACCACUAGCAAAAGCGGAUAUAUUUCGUUAUACACCUAUCAAUUUCAUUCUGGCGACAGAAAAGGGGAAUAUUGAAAUGAUUGAAUAUUUCAUCACAAAUGGUGUCGAUAUAAAUGCACAAGAUACACAUGGACGAUAUCCUCUCAUGUCAGCAAUAAUAAAUGAUCAUUACGAAAUUGUGAAUAUUUUGCUAGAUCAUGGAGCGUCAACUACAGUAAGAGAUGUAUUACAACGUACGCCACUUCACUGGGUAGCGGAAAGACAGUGUCCUAAUCUCGUAGAUACUCUAAUGGCGCAUGGAUCGAAAAUAAAUGCCCAAGAUAUAGAUGGAAAAACCCCUUUACACAGAGCAUGCGAAAGUUCCAAUCUUCUGUUAGUCCAAACAUUAAGUGACAAUGACGCUGACAUAAGUAUCAGUGAUAACAAUGGACAUACACCUAUUGAUAUUGCUUUUAUGAAUGAGGAAAGACAUAUUUAUGAAUAUUUGAUAAGACGCCUUCAUUCAUAAGCAUGCCUUUUGUGUUCACGAUUCGUGCUUGUAUGGGCAUUUCAGUCCACAUCGGGAAACAAGUUGCACAAUGUAACCUCUCUCCCAAGAGAAACAACAUUUUCGAAUUUGGUAUAUAUGGACAGCCAUAUCAAGGUAUAGUCCUCAAACUGUGGGCAACAACCUUAUAAAUAUAACCUCUGAGAUUAUAAUAUCUACCUGUUGAUAACUAACAGUAACACUUUUCAAAAGAUGGCUGUAAGUUAUAUGAUGUGUUAUUUGUAUUGUAUAUGAAGAUGUUUUAUAUAUACAGUUUUCUUUUCAUAACAUCAACAAACUUUCGAUGUUCGAAUACUGAAAUAUUUCGUAGUAAUUGUUGGGUUUGAUUACUGUUACAUUUUACAAUGUACUCAAUUAUACAGUCAUAUUACACAUAAUCAUAACGUUAUCUCAGACAGAGGCAAGGUAAUGAUUGAAAUGUAUAUAAAUGGAUGAUUCCAUAUAGUUAACCUCGUCAAUGUCACUAAAUCAGUCGAGGUAUAUGUACAGUGCAUAAGCUGAAUUUCAGUUGAGUAGAAAAAUAACAGGUUUGUGGAGUAAUCUCUCUUGUGAUGAUGUUGUCGUAGGCAGUCGACAUAUCGAUGAAACAUUAUAAAGGUUCUAAACAGGAACAUUUUGACAUAAGUAAAUUAAAUUGAAUGUACCUUAAGAUAUGAAGUUAUGAUUUUUGUAACAUGUAUGUUAGAAUUUGUAGGUGAUACAAUAAUGAGUGUUUACAUGAAUAAAUAAUAAAUCAUGAUAAAAUACUCUCAA